GGCUGGUGAACAGAGGCCAAAUGAGCCAGUGAACGGGCCGACGAGUCCAGCACAGCAUGGACUGCAGCCCGCCAUAGUUAGUGCUGCUUCGCUUCAUUUUUUGUACAGUUCAGCCUGUUUACCAGCGGAAAGUUGCUGUUGUUUUUUGCUUUUGUUCGCUGGUGUGUUUUCCACCACAGACGACAAUAAUGGAUCGAGUGAAGAGCUCCAUGCAGCAAGUACCCAACGCUAUCCCCAAAGUGAUCAGACGGACAGGAGGGGCCAACAGCCUGGAGCUGGAGAAGGAAAACUUUGAGAGAGGGCAGGCUGUCAGCAUCAAUAAGGCCAUCAACACACAGGAGGUCGCUGUCAAAGAGAAGCAUGCCAGGACGUGCAUCUUGGGAACCCAUCAUGAGAAAGGUGCUCACACCUUCUGGGCGGCGGUGAACCGGCUUCCUCUCUCCAGCAAUGCAGUGCUCUGUUGGAAAUUCUGCCACGUCUUCCACAAGCUGCUGCGAGACGGCCACCCGAAUGUGAUAAAGGACUCCAUGAGGAAUAAGGCUGAUCUGACCGAUAUGAGCAGGAUGUGGGGUCACCUGAGUGAAGGCUAUGGGAAGCUGUGCAGCAUCUACCUCAAACUGCUCAUCACCAAAAUGGAGUUCCACAUCAAAAACCCACGUUUCCCUGGUAACCUGCAGAUGUCAAACAGACAGCUCGAUGAGGCCGGAGAGAAUGAUGUUAACAACUUCUUCCAGUUAACAGUAGAGAUGUUUGACUACCUAGAGUGUGAGCUCAACCUCUUCCUCGGUGUGUUCAGCUCUCUAGACAUGUCUCGGUCGGUGUCGGUGACCGCAGCAGGCCAAUGCCGUCUUGCUCCACUCAUCCAAGUCAUCCUGGACAGCAGCCACCUGUAUGACUACACUGUCAAGCUGUUGUUUAAGCUGCACUCCUGCCUUCCUGCAGACACUCUCCAGGGCCACAGAGAUCGCUUCCAGGAACAGUUUAAAAAGUUAAAGAAUCUCUUCUACCGCUCCAGCAACUUACAGUAUUUCAAGAGACUCAUUCAAAUCCCACAGUUGCCUGAGAACCCGCCUAACUUCCUACGUGCGUCAGCCUUGUCAGAGCACAUCAGCCCCGUGGUCGUGAUCCCAGCUGAGUCCUCGUCCCCCGAGUCAGAGCAUGUGGUUGAGACGGACGACCUGGUGGACACAGACAUCCCCGCGCUGCCGGCUGCUUUGGAGACCAAGUUCGAUGACCUGUUUGGUACCUCAGCUGCUAUAGACCCUUUCAACUUCAAUAGUCAGAACGGCAUGCGCAAGGACGACAAAGACCGUCUGAUCGAGCAGCUGACGAGGGAGAUCCAGGCCCUCAAAGACGAGCUGGAAUCUUUCAGACUGGAGAGUGGACGGUUGUGUCAGGCACUGAGGGGGCGGGUCAGUGAAUUGGAGGCGGAGCUAGCGGAGCAGAGCCACCUGAGGCUGCAGGCUGUUGGAGAGAGCGAGUUCCUGAAAGCCGAGCUGGAUGACCUGCGGCGGGUCAGAGAGGACACAGAGAAGGAGCAGCGGAGCCUGACGGAGAUAGAGAGAAAAGCUCAAGCCAAUGAGCAGCGAUACACCAAACUGAAGGAGAAGUACACAGAGCUGGUUCAGAGUCAUGCAGACCUGCUGAGGAAGAAUGCAGAGGUGACCCGGCAGAUGACGGUGGCACGAGCAGCACAAGACGAAGUGGAAGCUGUGAGGAAAGAGAUGCAUGAGAAGGUGAAGGCCGCCCAGGAGGCUGCAGACAUACAGGAGAGACAGCAGUUGGAGCAGCUUCAGGAGCUCCAGAGCGAGCUGGUGUCCAGCAGGUCAGAGCUGGACAGUCUGAAGACCACCAUGGCCUCAUCACAACAGGCUUCGAGUGAGGUGCUCAGCACUCAGCUGGCCACCCUGGAGUCUGAGAAGGCGGAGCUGGUGCAGUCGUUGUCCAAGGUGGAGGCGGAGCUGGCCGCUCGUGGGGAGGAGCUAGACCGGGUCCAGAGCUCGCUGACCAGUGAGAGGGAGAGCGGAGUGAAGACAGCGGAGGCCCUGCAGAAUCAGCUCAAUGAAAAGGAGAGCAGGGAGCAGGCGUUGGAGAGCCAGCUGGUGGCAGCUCGCUGGUCCAGUCUACAGGGAGCUGUGGAAGAGGCCGGGAAGAUCAUCCAGGACUCACUGGCUCAGAUCGACGAUCCAGCACACAUCAGCUGCACCAGCUCUGCAGACUACCUUGCAUCCAGAUGUCAGGCCUCAUUAGACUGCACGGACCGGCUCCAUCUGGCCAUAGAGUCCUUUGUCGCUGAUAACACAGCUGUGUCUGAACUGGUACGAGUGGUGACCCAGUGUGGCCACCUGGUGGGCGACACCAUCGUUCAGGGCAGCGCCACGUCCCACAUGGUUCCAGUGGAGCAAGCUGACGCCUUGUCAGAGAGUGUGAAGACAUGUGGGGCGGACGCUGUGGCUCUGCUGGGUCAGAUGAAGCAGCAGGACGGCCUGGCAUCAGCAGACAACUCCAAGCUGAAGGCAACACUGGAGGCGAUCCUGGCCACUGCAGAGAAACUGCGUCCUCGAGGUUUGGAGCUGCAGCAGGGGGAGCUGGGAGAUCUUGUGGAGCAGGAAAUGGCUGCGACUUCCGCUGCGGUGGAAUCAGCUGCUGCCAGGAUAGAGGAAAUGCUCAACAAGUCUCGAGCAGUUGAUACGGGAAUCAAGAUGGAGGUCAAUGAGAGGAUCUUGGCAUCCUGCACAGAACUGAUGCAGGCGAUCAAGGAACUCAUCCUGUCUUCCAAAGAUCUUCAAAGGGAUAUUGUGGAGAGUGGCAGGGGGGCAGCCUCCAUGAAGGAAUUUUAUGCCAAGAACUCCCGCUGGACUGAGGGCCUGAUCUCAGCCUCCAAAGCAGUGGGAUGGGGAGCCACGGUCAUGGUGGAUGCUGCUGAUCUGGUGGUGCAGGGCAAAGGGAAGUUUGAGGAACUGAUGGUGUGUUCACAUGAAAUAGCUGCCAGCACGGCACAGCUGGUGGCUGCCUCCAAGGUGAAGGCGGACAAAGACAGCGCUAAACUGCACCGUCUGCAGCAUGCGUCCCGGGGUGUCACCCAGGCCACUGCAGCUGUGGUGGCCUCAACCAAGUCUGGAAAGUCCCAGAUAGAAGAAACAGAUACAAUGGACUUCUCCAGCAUGACUUUAACUCAGAUUAAACGACAAGAGAUGGAUGCACAGGUCCUAGUUUUGGAGCUGGAGACACGUCUACAGAAGGAGCGAGAACGUCUGGGCGAGCUGAGGAAGAAGCAUUACGAGCUGGCUGGGGUAGCAGAGGGCUGGGGCGAGGAAGAGGAGGGAACAGGUUGAGAUCUGGCUCUCCUGUCGUCUUUCUCAUGUACCUGAAGACUGGCUUCUGUCUGCCUAUUUCUAUUUAUACACACAGUCUCUUUUUCUCCCUUGUUUUCUUCUAUUCUUUUGUUUGUUUGUUAUCUAAGCCAAAUGAAAAGGUGCUUCUUUUCUAAACCUGCUUCUCCACCCGUGUCCAGAAACUUCCGUAAGUGCAGCACCAAGGGCUCGGCAAUGGGGGGGGGGCGGGGGCGCACCGAAGGGACAAACAAAUAGGGAAGUGUGUUGGGUUUAAAAAGGAGAAUAAAAACUACAGCCCCUCUUCACACACACCCCACCUGCCCCUCCCCCAGGACUGUGACACUGAGAGGCUGCAGACACGCUGAGGUCGACCUGUUCCACCAAGUAUCUGUCGUGCUUUCGUUCCCUUUUCAAUAUCCAUCGAGUCUCAGGCGAGAGACUUCAAGCACAAGUUCUACUCAAGACAUCCCAGGAUGCACUGCACAAGGGCCAAACUCUCAGCAGCAGAGGGGAGAUCAGUGACUGUCUGCCAAACCUCCUCGCCCCAGAAUCGUGUCUCUGUGUGACAUAGAUGGCAUGCAUGCUCUACUACUAAAAGAAGUGUUUUGUUUUUGUGAGUCAGAGCUGCUCUUUACUUGUCGGUGCAGUUUCGUGUCCUUUCACCACAUUGACCCGAGUUUCUUCCUAUUCUUUUCUCACUGUGAGUUAUCACCUAUUAAGUCCACACCACUUCACAAACUGGUUCACUGGACUUUCUGCCUUUCACUUCCUACUUACCGUUGUAACGACUUUGACUGUUAACUCGAGACACCGUUUUUUUCCCCCUUUAUUAUUAUGUUUUUUUAAUAGACGUUUGCAUGAAAACUCAAACUGUUUCCUGCAAUGGAGUUGCAGAGUAGUCUGAGAACAGGAAAGUAGCACACAGUCUUUUCCAAAAUACUCUUCUUCCCUGUGAGUUCUGAGACUGCCAACUACCUCAUGCUACAUCGUAAAGAGGUCAGAGGUGGCGUUGCAUUAUGGGAAGGUCUGAGGAGUAGAGAAGUGUCGCCCAAACAAUAAGCACAUUUGUUUUCUGUCAUUUAUCAGUUUAAUUUUUAAGUUAUGAACAGCCGGAGUUAAUAGAAGCAAACCUCCUUUUUUUUCUAUAGAAAAAGCUACAACACAUGGGGGUGUGCUACUUUUUUGUGUGCAGUAAUAAAAGGUUUGCUUCUUAGCAACAGCAGUUCCAGUAACAGAAUCAUUUAACUAAUAAUGCUGAGGACCCGUCUUGUGUAUUUUUUUUAGAAACCUUUUUAAAAUAGAUGACUCGGUGGACAAGCAGCACUGAAACAAAUCUGUCACUAAAGCAGCAGCAGCUUUGGCUGUGGAGCUGGGAACCGGUCUCAUAAUGAACUGCUGAUGGUGUCGUCUCCUGGCAGAAAGAAAGUGUCGUUUAGCUCCUGGAGACGACAGCAGGACGACGUGCUGCACAGAGCAUGGCAAUACGGAACUGUUGACCGCGCAGUCAGACAAAACUGGGUAAAUCCUGAACGUGUUUUUAAUAUUUUCUAAUCACCCUCAGUUUAUAUGUCAUGCCAUUGGACACUCUAUUCUUCAGUAAACGGCAAAGACUUAUUAAUCACAUGAUCCUGUCCUGUCUUAAAGCACCCUGCAGUUUCGUAAACACAAAACAGGACCACAAUGGACUCUGCAUAUGCGGAACACAUACUGGAGUGUCUUCAAUAGCUUCCUCAAGACCAAGUAGCUGUGUAUAUUUAAAAAUAAUCAUUCUAUUGUCAGGAAUAAUCUUUUGCUUAUAUCUAAAAGUUGUCAAUGGUAUCCAUUCUUGCAGGAUUCAGUUGAAUUGAAUUAGGGAUACAAAAUGGUACAAAUGAAAGCCAACCAUAACUAACACAAGUCAUCAAUUUCUUGUAAGGCUUCAUUAUUUAACAGAUUUUCCUACUUGGCAGAUGAAUAAACAGAGUGGGUUUGGUUGUAGUUGACUCCUCAGGGGAGGCCGACCAUGCAGAGGUGUAUUUUGAUGAGAUAAGAAGGCAUUCAUUCUGAACCCAAUACAUAAUCGUCUCUGUCUGGUGAAGAUGGUGAUGACGAGUCUCUGUGUCUUAACAUACUUAGUUUUGACGCGCUGCUUCAGCUGUGUAUCUCUAAAAAGUUCUGACACUGGUUAUUUAACAGACACUGGUCAAAUAGUAUUUGCCAAUAAUUCUUAAAAAUCAGUUUUAAACCUUUUGGAGCAGCAGAUGGCUGAGAAAGCAGAGCAGCUCACUAGAGAAAAAAUAAAUAGAAUUUUAAGUAGCCUUUUAGUAAUUAUUGGCAGACAGCGUCCAUCUGCUGCUCCAACCAGGUUAAAAAAACAGCAAGUAUUAUUUGCAGUACUGUUGGGUCCAGGUCUUGUAUUUAAUAAUGAUUUUAGCUGUGUUCUGUCUUCUUCCAUACCUGGGCACAAUGGGAGUGGAUUUCAUCAAACUAGUUAUAAUACGAAAUUUAAAAAAUGCCAUAAAAGAUGGAUGGGUCCACUCUUGAAGGUAUUUUAAGUGUCUUGAGAGAUAAAUUGAAUGCACCUUGAGUGAUGUUUGGUUGUAUUUUUGCCCGAAUAUUCUUUAUUAACCUCUCUGUGUCUCUAUUUUUUUCUCUUGGGUCUGUGUCUGUAGUCGUACCAGCUCAGCCAGCCUUUCAAACUGCCUCACACUGUAGUCAGAGAAAACAAAUACUCACAUAGCAACAUUGAAAUAUGUCUUUGUAUGAUAUACUAAAACUAUGUUGGUGGGUUUGUUUUUAUUUUUUCAGUUUUUGAAAUAAAUAUUUCAACACGUUAAUACAGA
Molecule: messenger RNA, 6157 nt
Organism: Sphaeramia orbicularis (orbiculate cardinalfish)
Lineage: Eukaryota; Metazoa; Chordata; Actinopteri; Kurtiformes; Apogonidae
Gene: hip1
Product: huntingtin interacting protein 1
Exons: 32
Coding region: 189-3335 (1048 amino acids)
Biological process (GO): endocytosis; actin filament organization; clathrin coat assembly
Cellular component (GO): cortical actin cytoskeleton; clathrin-coated vesicle; presynapse
Molecular function (GO): phosphatidylinositol-3,4-bisphosphate binding; clathrin-cargo adaptor activity; clathrin light chain binding
Source: RefSeq, a predicted model, not a curated record